Pipra filicauda (Wire-tailed manakin) is the source of this 1107-nucleotide messenger RNA. RefSeq lists its product as uncharacterized. Bases 71 to 967 code for a protein of 298 amino acids. Lineage: Eukaryota; Metazoa; Chordata; Aves; Passeriformes; Pipridae. The record is from RefSeq and is a predicted model, not a curated record. The transcript is spliced from 11 exons.
GGUGCCAGGACAGGGGUGUCAGGACAGCGGCGGCAGCAGUAGCUGCCGGACGGUGUGAGGGCGAGGGGCCAUGGCCCUUGCUCUCCGCCUCUUCCUCCUCCUCCUCCUGGCAGUGGCCCUGCACGCCAGGGCUGCCCAGGCUGCUCCGGUGCCAGCGCGGGGAGCAGAUGACAACACUGGGAAUGCUUCCCCAUUAGACUGGCUGCGUAAAGUUUUGCAGCCCUUGCAGCCUCCUGCAGGAGUGUCUGCAGGGAGGACUGUUCCAGCUCCUUUUCUGGUUCCUCGGCCCAAACUCCUCUCACAUGGCAGGGGUCCUCCAAGAGGCAAGAGCCAACGUCCAGGAGAGAAAAAGACCCAGAUGGACCAAGAGGCUGUUCACAAGUUAAUGUUCCCCAAAGGAAGCAGUGGCUCCGUGCCAGGCUCUGCUGAGGGCAGGGAGGCGAUGCCAGGCACGGGCACACGGGAUGACAACACUGGGAAUGCUUCUCCAUUGGAUUGGCUGCGUAAAGUUUUGGGGCCCUUGCAGCCUCCUGCAAGGGUGUCUGCAGGGAGGACUUUUCCAGCUCCUUUUCUGGUUGCUCCGCCCAAACCAGCCUCACAUGGCAGAGGUCCUCCAAGAGGCAAGAGCCAACCUCCAGGAGAGAAAAAGACCCAUGAGUCAAAUGAAGUUCUGAAAGAAAUUUUGAAGGAACUUCAGAAAGGGCAAGAGAUGGACCAAGGGGCUCUGUGGCAGGCGGCGUUCCCCAAAGGAAGCAGUGGCUCCGUGCCAGGCUCUGCUGAGGGCAGGGAGGCGAUGCCAGGCACGGGCACACGGGCCAAGCCUGGGGGUGACGGUGAUCAGGAACCCGGAGUGGGGCCCAGGACUGAGCCUCCGGAAGGUCGUGUGGGGGUGUCCGCAGGGAGGACUUUUCCAGCUCCUCUGCUGAUUCCUCUGAGCAAGACCACCGCAUAUGGCAUGAGUGAGUAGUCUGUCCCUGCAGACCUCACAGGCUGAGCUCCGGUUUUCUCUAAUCCAUUCAUGUCAAAUGGAACUGCUUGCCAUUCAGGUCCUCCAAGAGGCAAGAGCCAACGUCCAGGAGAGAAAAAGACCCUUGAGUCAAAUGAAGU